CGUCACUUCGCCAGACCCAGUCAAACAACUCGAGACUCUACGAGUGCAGUGGGGGGCUCUAACUUGGAUCAGAUGAGAAGGGGUUGCUAAAUUUAGAACUACCUCUCCUCAGCAGCACAGAAGUGGACGUGCGAACAUAAUUUAUCUCAUGCUGUACGCACGCACGCGCAUCAGCGCGAGCUCUGCUGUAUGAGAUAUACAUACAAUACUAAUUAGUAAGAAAUGGAUACGUGCAAUUAAGCUGGACGUGUACGUGUGUACGGGAGAGACGGUCGGUGUGUACCAAUAUCGUGAUUUGAUGCCACACUUGGUGGAAUUAUCAGCGAAGGCAUGGUUCGAUGUUUUCAACAUUUUGGGGUGUCCCAGUGAACUUUAGUGAAGUUCUGUGUUGAUCAGACAAGGGGAAUACCCUACUUCGUCAGAGUGGUAGGAUCGGACCCUCCCGUAGAAGUUGAUUGUACCCCUAGACACCCUACGUUGAGUGAGGGCCUAGUGUAGACCAGUAGGGUCUAACUUAGUGUUGCUAUGAUACGCCACCUCCAUUGGGUCGCCGUACUGUUGAGCUGCCUCUCUGGGAUCCUCGCUCAGGACGACCUAUCGGGGCCAAUCCUAUGUUACCACUGUGUCGGGGUGGAGAACAACAGCUCCUGUUCCGAUCCGUUCGACGAGAAGACGAACACUGCUGCCACUAAGGAAGAAUGUAUCCACGGCGUGUGUGUCAAAUGGACCCGCUACAUCAACAAUGUGCGGAUGCUGGAGAGGACAUGUUCCGCUCGAAUGACUUUGAACAUUAUGAAGAUUGACGGAGUGUGUCGGACAGAGAGUGACGGUAAUGGCUACCUGUGUAUGUGUGGGAAACACCUGUGUAACGGUACCGCCUCACCCAGCAUCUCACUUCUCUCAGCAGUGCUGUGUGCGCUCAUAUCAUUUCGGCAAUGGUUACCAUGGUUCCGAUGACGUCAUUCUGUCAGAGAAACAGCCACUGUACCAGAACGAUUGUGAUAGUGUAUAUAUAUUCCCUGACUAGUGAUAUUCCAUUCUCGGACGGCACCAGCCUGUUGAUGCAAAAUAGUAAAUAAUUGGUUUACUUCUUUUGCCUGAAAGAGUUGUCUACCUUCUCGAAACCGUACAAGUUGACGUCUUCCGAAGUUGUCUCCCUUGCCAAGUAACUGUAAAAUGUUCAGUCGCUAGAGAAUUGAAAAAAAAAUCAUCUUUUAAUGUAAACAAAGUGCAUUACCUGAUGUGACGCAUCGUUCUUCUCGCCAAAUAUAUUUCGUUUUGGUGUACGAAAUGAGUCCUUGGCUAGCGAAGAUGGAUGUGAGCGAGUUUGGAAGAGAUGUAAGGAAAUGAAAGAUAUUUUAUACAACCUACGACAUUGAUAAUUCCAUUUAAUAGUUAUAUUCAGUAUAAAAAAUGAACAAGAUAGGUCACUUAUCAUGUAAAAUAUUUAAUGGAGUAUGAUAACAGCUGUGUAUUUAAUGGAGUAUGAUAACAGCUGUGUAUUUAAUGGAGUAUGGUAACAGCUGUGUAUUUAAUGGAGUAGUAUAACAGCUGUGUAUUUAAUGGAGUAUGAUAACAGCUGUGUAUUUAAUGGAGUAUGAUAACAGCUGUGUAUUUAAUGGAGUAUGAUAACAGCUGUGUAUUUAAUGGAGUAUGAUAACAGCUGUGUAUUUAAUGGAGUAUGAUAACAGCUGUGUAUUUAAUGGAGUAUGAUAACAGCUGUGUAUUUAAUGGAGUAUGAUAACAGCUGUGUAUUUAAUGGAGUAUGAUAACAGCUGUGUAUUUAAUGGAGUAGUAUAACAGCUGUGUAUUUAAUGGAGUAUGAUAACAGCUGUGUAUUUAAUGGAGUAUGAUAACAGCUGUGUAUUUAAUGGAGUAUGAUAACAGCUGUGUAUUUGAUGGAGUAUGAUAACAGCUGUGUAUUUAAUGGAGUAGUAUAACAGCUGUGUAUUUAAUGGAGUAGUAUAACAGCUGUGUAUUUAAUGGAGUAUGACAACAACUGUGUAUUUGAUGGAGUAUGAUAACAGCUGUGUAUUUAAUGGAGUAUGACAACAACUGUGUAUUUAAUGGACAGAAUAACCAUUACAAGAUAUACAUGUACAUCAAAACCAAUUUUACAGUUCUCUCAUAAAAUAGAUACAAUUGGUAUAAGAGGUCUUCGUUGAAGUGAUGUGGUUGUAACUAAUCGCACAUUAGGUCAUGCGCCAUGCUUACGUCAUCGAUACACUGCGACAACGAGACAAUAAACUUGUACGUGAACAAUAUGUCCUGUAAUGGUUAAGGAUUACAUAUUAGUAAAUAGAGCGAUUUGUAUAUAAAUAUUUUGUACAUUUGUUAUACUCUAGAAAAUAUCAAUGACUCGCCAAGUUAUAGAUGCAUACAUUUGUAUAUAUAUUUGUUUAUAAACAACUGAUAUUAAACUGGAGUAAUAACUACAACUCGUAUGGAAUGGACGGUACAAAUGGUAUCUAUGCUCUCCACAAAGUGUCUUACUUUAAAUCUAUACUCACCACGAAGUGUCUUACUUCAAAUAUAUACUCACCGCGAAGUGUCUUACUUUAAAUCUAUACUCACCACGAAGUGUCUUACUUCAAAUAUAUACUCACCACGAAGUGUCUUACUUCGAAUAUAUACUCACCACGAAGUGUCUUACUUCAAAUAUAUACUCACCACGAAGUGUCUUAUUUCAAAUAUAUACUCACCACGAAGUGUCUUACUUCGAACUUGCUAUGCAAUGUACAAAGACAAUAAUGGUAUUAGCUGUGUACGAGAGCUUAUGACGUGGUGCCGUGUCCACCAUCCGUUUGCACAUUUAAACAACUUCUUCUCAAUAACCACGAAGCACAGAGACCUGACAUUGGGCUUGUUGCAUGCUGGGGUGAAGGGUUGCGAAGGUUGUUCCAAAUGAAUGGCCUUGACCUGCAUCCAAAAGCACAGGAGUCAAAGGUCGCAGUGGUAAAAUAGGGCUAAAAUCUUUAAACAAAGACUUUUCAAUAAACAAGAGACGCCGAGACCUGAUAAUGAGUCAGUAGCUGGGAUAGAUUCCUAACGGCUAAAAUUGUUUAAAUUGAUAAAACUAAAACAACUCUUAUAUUUGAAUGAAGUGGCUAUCAGCUUCGCAUCCGCAGUUGCAUUAGAAGCAGGUGAGCGAUAAGGCCCAUUGGGCCUGUUGUUAUCCCCAAUCAUCCAUUCACCUGUGUACCAUUUUCACAUGAGUAUCACUAGCCCGGGUGCAAUUUGUAGUGUAAUUAUCAUCCCUCUCACCUGUACACCAAUUUUAGUGUAAGUAUCAUCCUCUCACCUGUACACCAAUUUUAGUGUAUCAUCCUCUCACCUGUACACCAAUUUUAGUGUGAGUACCAUCCUCUCACCUGUACACCAAUUUUAGUGUAAGUAUCAUCCUCUCACCUGUACACCAGUUUUAAGUAUCACUCACCCACCUGGGUGCAUUUGAUUAACUUAGUAUGUAGUGAGUGAAAACACGUUUUAUCGGUCGAUAGUGUGUAAAUUAUUGUAUAGCCAUUUUUUCGGUGUGAAUUUUAAAAGACAAUAUACAAACUGUACCUUUAAUUAAGUCAUUUUAUUAAGUCUGUCCUUUUAUACACUUCAUGAUUUACGACGGAAAUGCUCGAGUGUGUAUGUGGGUGUGAGGGUGUGUGUGUAUGGGGUUUUUUUUUGGGGGGGGGGGGGUUUGUCGAUUUUAUUCGACCUAUAUUUACCAUUGAUAUGUCCCUAGCCCGAGUUUCCUCUGGCCCUGACACCAUGUCUGGUGCUAGGGCCAGAGGAAACUCGGGCUACUUUGUACCAUAAAACAAACAAGCGGCGACUGUGAAUUUCUAAAAUCAAUGUGUCCAGUAACCGAAUUGUAUUAUAAACAUUUAGAUGUUAAAUGUCUCAUGGGUUGUGAUGCAACAGUUAGGACAGUGUUAUUUUACCGAUUGUUCUAACUAGUCCUAUAAUUACCUGUUAACUGUUAACCUGUGGUGACAUAUCAGUACUGUACUGUAGCUGUACUAAUGGAUCCACUCGGGCACUGUUGUUGUUUCUAUAUCGAUCUGCGUGCACAGACUGCAGAUUACGUCUAAGGAAUAAUGGCUCGUGUUUGUAACAAUAGUUUAAAGCUGUGGUAAAUUAGACAAUAUGAUUACACAAUGAUUCCCCACUGUGUAUAAUACGACUUCAUGGGGUGUCACGUGGUUACACGUCGUGUUGGAUACAAUCUGUGAUGAUGUAUGUAAACUAUAAUACAGAUAGACCCAUAUGUACAUAUUGUCAUUUGUAAAUAACUACAUUUCGUUGGACCCGAAACCUCACCGUAGAUUGAACUUGUACAAUGUAUGUAUGAGAUUAUUACCAUGAAUGUAUUUGAUGUCAAAGUUUACGAAGUUCAUAAAUUGUAACAAAUAAAGAAUGAUGUAUGUUCAUGAAAUGUU
Messenger RNA from Pecten maximus, 4433 nucleotides. RefSeq names its product protein quiver-like. The transcript is spliced from 4 exons. Lineage: Eukaryota; Metazoa; Mollusca; Bivalvia; Pectinida; Pectinidae. The record is from RefSeq and is a predicted model, not a curated record. Gene Ontology annotation, biological process: regulation of synaptic transmission, cholinergic; sleep; positive regulation of voltage-gated potassium channel activity. The coding region runs from base 526 to 957 and encodes 143 amino acids.